GUCCCGGCGAUGUGUGGCGCUGAGGCGGCGGCGGGAGCAGCGGCGCCGAGCUCUGCUUCGGCUUCGGCUUCGGCUUCGCGGCGGUGCAGGCGGCGGAGGCGGAGGCGCAGGCUCUUCUUUAGGACCUGGCGAGCCCAGGUCUAAGCGGCGGCCCCGCGAGGCCCUUGCACGGCGCCCCGGGUCGAGGCCCUCCCCGCCUCGCCCUACCCCAGGAGCCUGCCUCCCCAGCUGGGGAUGAGGCUAGGAGGCGGCCGCGUGGGGCCCAGCACAAAGACCUGUCCCCAGGGGCCGCCGCCUCCGCCGCUGCUGCUGCCGCCAGCCUAGAGCCGCCCGCCGAAGCAGAGCCGGCGCCGGGGUCCUCAUCCCCACCGGUCCCGAGGGGCGGCUGCUGCCCGUCGCCACGAGGCCCAGGGGCCCGAGUGCCGAGCCCUUUGCUCCCUCGGCCGCGCGGGGACAGGGCUGCUGAGCAGCCUCCGCCUCUCCCGGCUGUGGGGGCCCCACUGAGUAUGUCGGAGGAGAGCGACAUGGACAAAGCCAUCAAGGAAACUUCCAUUUUAGAAGAAUACAGUAUCAAUUGGACUCAGAAGCUGGGAGCUGGAAUUAGUGGUCCAGUUAGAGUCUGUGUAAAGAAAUCUACUCAAGAACGGUUUGCGCUGAAAAUUCUUCUUGAUCGUCCAAAAGCUAGAAAUGAGGUACGUCUGCACAUGAUGUGUGCCACACACCCAAACAUAGUUCAGAUUAUUGAAGUGUUUGCUAACAGUGUCCAGUUUCCCCAUGAGUCCAGCCCUAGGGCCCGACUCUUAAUUGUAAUGGAGAUGAUGGAAGGGGGAGAGCUAUUUCACAGAAUCAGCCAGCACCGGCACUUUACAGAGAAGCAAGCCAGCCAAGUAACAAAGCAGAUAGCUUUGGCUCUGCGGCACUGUCACUUGUUAAACAUUGCGCACAGAGACCUCAAGCCUGAAAAUCUGCUUUUUAAGGAUAACUCUUUGGAUGCCCCAGUGAAGUUGUGUGACUUUGGAUUUGCCAAGAUUGACCAAGGUGACUUGAUGACACCCCAGUUCACCCCUUAUUAUGUAGCACCCCAGGUACUGGAGGCGCAAAGAAGGCAUCAGAAGGAGAAAUCUGGCAUCAUACCUACCUCACCGACGCCCUACACUUACAACAAGAGCUGUGACUUGUGGUCCCUAGGGGUGAUUAUCUAUGUGAUGCUGUGCGGAUACCCUCCUUUUUACUCCAAACACCACAGCCGGACUAUCCCAAAGGAUAUGCGAAGAAAGAUCAUGACAGGCAGUUUUGAGUUCCCAGAGGAAGAGUGGAGUCAGAUCUCAGAGAUGGCCAAAGAUGUUGUGAGGAAGCUCCUGAAGGUCAAACCGGAGGAGAGACUCACCAUCGAGGGAGUGCUGGACCACCCCUGGCUCAAUUCCACCGAGGCCCUGGAUAAUGUGCUGCCUUCUGCUCAGCUGAUGAUGGACAAGGCAGUGGUUGCAGGAAUCCAGCAGGCUCACGCGGAACAGUUGGCCAACAUGAGAAUCCAGGAUCUGAAAGUCAGCCUCAAACCCCUGCACUCAGUGAACAACCCCAUUCUGCGGAAGAGGAAGUUACUUGGCACCAAGCCAAAGGACAGUGUCUAUAUCCACGACCAUGAGAAUGGAGCCGAGGAUUCCAAUGUUGCCUUGGAAAAACUCCGAGAUGUGAUUGCUCAGUGUAUUCUCCCCCAGGCUGGUAAAGGAGAGAAUGAAGAUGAGAAACUGAAUGAAGUAAUGCAGGAGGCUUGGAAGUAUAACCGGGAAUGCAAACUCCUAAGAGAUACUCUGCAGAGCUUCAGCUGGAAUGGUCGUGGAUUCACAGAUAAAGUAGAUCGACUAAAACUGGCAGAAAUUGUGAAGCAGGUGAUAGAAGAGCAAACCACGUCCCACGAAUCCCAAUAAUGACAGCUUCAGACUUUGUUUUUUUAACAAUUUGAAAAAUUAUUCUUUAAUGUAUAAAGUAAUUUUAUGUAAAUUAAUAAAUCAUAAUUUCAUUUCCACAUUGAUUAAAGCUGCUGUAUAGAUUUAGGGUGCAGGACUUAAUAAUAGUAUAGUUAUUGUUUGUUUUUAAGAAAAGCUCAGUUCUAGAGACAUACUAUUACUUUAGGACUGUGUAGUUGUAUAUUUGUAAGAUGACAGAUGAUGCUGUCAAGCAAUAUUGUUUUAUUUGUAAUAAAAUAUACAAAAAUCACUUGCCAGCAGUAGAAAAAGGACCGACUAUACCGACCUUUCUGAUUAGUAAACAGUUGAAUCAAGGACUCUGGAUUCUGGUUUCAAUUGCCCUGUGUGUUUAUUUUCCACACCAUUGCUAGAUUAGCUCUACUGCCAAGACAUUUUUGUGGCUGUCAUUGCAGACUGCUUGCUGGAACUCACAGGAGGCACACUUGAGCUUGGGGAGCCAACUUCCAUGAUGGAAGAAGAGGGAGGUGAGCCCUCAUUUCUCCUGCCCCCUAAUUCCCAAGAGAAAAGCAGGAACAUUUCCUUUUUGUCAUAUCUGUUAAAAGGGUACUGGUGUGUUUCUUAAAUCUAACAGGGUUUUCUUUUGGGUUUAUUCUUUUUUUUUUUUUUUUUUUGAGACAGAGUCUUGCUGUUGUAGUGGAGGCUGGAGUACAGUGGCACUAUCUCCGCUCACUGCAACCUCCGCCUCCCAGGUUCCAGUGAUCCUCCCACAUCAGCCUCCCAAGUAGCUGGGAUUACAGGUGCCCGCCACCACGCCUGGCUAAUUUUUGUAUUUUUAGUAGAGACAGGGUUUCACCACGUUGGCCAGGCUGGUCUUGAACUCCUGACCUCAGGUGAUACGUCUGCCUUGGCCUCCCAAAGUGCUGGGAUUACAGGCGUGAGCCACUGUGCCCGGCCUUGGGUUUAUUCUUUCUUUAUAUGUUUGUUUGUUUGUUUGUUUUGAGAUGGAGUCUUGCUCUUAUCACCCAGGGUGGAGUGCAGUGGCACGAUCUCGGCUCACUGCAACCUCUGUCUCCCAGGUUCAAGUGAUUCUCCUGCCUCAGCCUCCCAAGUAGUUGGGAUUACAGGCACCCGCCACCAUGCCCGGCUAAUUUUUGUAUUUUUAGUAGAGACAGGGUUUCACCAUGUUGGCCAGGCUGGUCUCGAACUCCUGACCAUCCACCUCAGCCUCUCAAAGUACUGGGAUUACAGGCAUGAGCCACCAAGCCUGGCCUAUUCUUUAUAUGUUUAACCGGAGCUUCCCUUUCCCCUUCCAGGAGGUCCUGCUUUGUCCUUUCCCCUUCCCUGCAGCCUUCACCAGCUCCAUUACUCCUUAUUUCUGUUCCCUGUUCCUCUGGUCCUGUUUUUGGAAUAACUUGUCCGAGAAAUUUACAUAUAAUUAAUUGAAGUGGGACUAUUGGAUUAUCAUGUAAGAUGAUCCAGUUUUGGUUUUUUUUUUUAUAAGGCUGCCCUGUUUCUCUGUAAUAUGUCUGUCUGGGUUUUGUGUUGGCAUCCUCUGGGCUGCAUUUAUCUUGUUUAUUACCCUUCAUUUUCAGGAAGCAUGGUUUUGGCCCCGAGAGCAGCUGUUUGAAGGAAAAAUAAGGCUAGGUCCUUUUUUAGUUUUCUGUUGUGAGUAUGGGUUUCCAUAACAAACCAAUUUUCGUGUAUAUGUGUGUGUGUGUGUGUGUGUGUGUGAAGCAGUUUUUGGUGGGUACUUACGUUGGUACAUAGAAAAGCUGGCAGGUAGACUCCAGCUCGCAGAGCAGAGGGAGAGGAUAGUCAUCUGUUAUUCAAUUUUUUCUCAUCUCAUUCUCUUCGAUCAAAAUUGAUCUCACCAGCAACUUAUUUUCUAACUCCUCCACUGUGCUGAGUAAUUCCUCCACCCUGAAUCUUCAGGGUGACAUUUGGUUAGUAUGCCCUGUAUGUGUGUGACUGCCUGUGGGAAUAGAUGAUAAAAAACAAGUGUCUUAAGAAUUACCUUAUUACAUUGCUUCCUUUUUUUUUUUUUUUUUUUUUUGAGAUGGAUUCUUGCUCUGUCGCCCAGGCUGGAGUGCAGUGGCGCGAUCUUGGCUCACUGCAAGCUCUGCCUCCCAGGUUCACACCAUUCUCCUACCUCAGCCUCCUGAGUAGCUGGGACUAUACAGGUGCCCGCCACCGCGCCCGGCUAAUUUCUUUUUGUAUUUUUAGUAGAGACAGGGUUUCACCGUGUUAGCCAGGAUGGUCUUGAUCUCCUGACCUCGUGAUCCGCCCACCUCAGCCUCCAAAAGUGCUGGGAUUACAGGUGUGAGCCACUGCACCCAGCCUACAUUGGUUCCUUUUUAUCUUGGAGAAUUUAAUUGAAAGAUAUUUUUUGAGAUAAAGUUCACUAAUCUUAGGUGACUGAUAACUGUUAUAAAUGGAUUUCCUGUAAGGAGAAUAUGUCUCCCCCCCACCCCCCACCCUGCUGCCACCAAGACAGAGUCUCGCUCUGUCCCCCAGGCUGGAGUGCAGUGGCUUGCUCUUGGCUCACUGCAACCUCUGCCUCCCAGGUUCAAGCGAUUCUCGUGCCUCAGACUUCCAAGUAGCUGGGACUACAGGCACACACCACCACGCCCAGCUAAUUUUUGUGUUUUUAGUAGAGACGGGGUUUCAUCAUAUUGGCCAGGCUGGUCUCAAACUCCUGACCUCGUGAUCCGCCCACCUCGGCCUCCCAAAGUGCUGGGAUUACAGGCGUGAGCCACCGUGCGCGACCUGAAUACUUUUCAUGAUGGCAAAAUCUCACCGGCAACAGAAGAAAAACCAAUGUUUUUAAAUUUACUGACCAGAAAACUUGACUGAGAGUUGAAUUAAGUGCCUGUUGUUGUGUUUUUCAGUGAAAUGCAAAUCUUACAGAUCACUUCUUACAGUUAGGAAUACUGCACUUGUUUGUGUAAUAUUAGAACAACUGUAGUUUUCCUAUCUUAGGGCAGAGGUUCAGUAUUCCAUGGGGAGAAAAAAACAGUAAUUAUCUUUGUUACUCUUCUUCUUUAGAGGAAUAUUCUAGCAUAUCCAUUAUAUCCAUAACUUCUUAAAUUUGUGACUUGGGUGUCUUCUAAAAAGGCUCAGGAUGAUUAUUUUUUCCUUCAGUGUAUGCUGAAUUUUAGGUGCGAUGGAAAAGGUAUCCAAAGUGAUACUCCCUUUGACUCUGAGCAUCAGUUGCCCGUGUUUCAGUCACUUCAAGCUGAAUUCAUGCCCUCAAUGUAAGUGCUGUGUCCAGACACAUCCAAAUGAGCACCAAGCUGGAAGUUUGUGAACACUCUGGAGGAUGCCCCAGCUGUUGUAAUGCAACAGCAUACCUUGAAAAAAAACAGUAGCUCCCAAGGGACUCAGCAUGGCUUGGUCUUCGAAGUGGAGUUUUGUUUGUGUAUUCCUAGUCCAGCAGUAAAUUCUGCUUUAACAUAACUGUCAGGUUUGCUACUCGAAAUUUGCACAUAACUGGAAGUGAAACGAUAUCUUUCUCAUAUUUUUUGGCCUAACAAACACCUAUACCUGUGGAAACAUAACACUGUAAAUAUAAUUCUUAUAAAGCAGCAGGUUAUGCUCUCCUGUUUGCCUACAUGAUUUAUUAACCUUCUGCUUACUAAAGCCAUUACUGGUCAAUCAGAUACUUUUAGACUUUACCACAGUUAUAAAAGUCAGCUUGAUGUAGUAAAAAAACUUGUCUCUCUCUGACUAAUAUGUAUGAAUAUAGGAGAAUCCCAGUCUGAAUUUACUGUUUGAAACAUAGAUGAGGCUCAGCGUGGUGGCUCAUGCCUUUAGUAAUCCCAGCACUUUGGGAAGCUGAGGCGGGCAGAUCACCUUAGGUCAAGAGUUCAAGACCAGCUUGGCCAACAUGGUGAAAUGCCGUCUCUACUAAAAAUACAAAAAUUAGCCAGGCAUGGUGGCACAUGCCUGUAAUCCCAGCUGCUCGGGAGGCUGAGGCAGGAGAAUUGCUUGAACCUGGGAGGCAGAGGUUGCAGUGAGUGGAGAUCGCACCAUUGCACUCCAGCCUGGGUGACAGAGCAAAACUCCGUCUCAGAAAUAAAAAAGAGACGUGAUCCUGCUAUGUUGCCCAAGUUAGACUCAAGCUCCUGGGCUCAAGCAAUCCUCCUGCCUCAGCCUUCUAAGUAGCUGGGACUACAGGAGCAAACCACUGUGCCUGGCAGGAAUUACUCUUUAAAAAGAGUUUAUGUUGCUUGUAUUCAUUUGAGAAAAAAUGAGUUGAAGAAAUGGUAAUUGUUGGUCAAAGAAGCCAAAAGAUUUAAAUAAGGUCUUGUGUGUGGGUAUGUGUAUGUGCAUGUAUUUAUUGAAGAAAAUAAGUUUCAAUUUGAGAAUUAGAAAAUUGGAUAUUUCAUUUUAAUUAUUUAUUUAAAGAGUAGAGUGUUCUUCCAUUAUUGAAUCUUCUUUUAUCCCACCAAAUGGCUUAACCUAAUUUGCGCUGCCUAUUUUGGUUAAGAAACAGGGAAACACCCUAAAAUCUGUGAUAAUUUUCAAAAUACAAUUUUAAGAAGCUUUGCGCUUACAUAAAUCACAAGAAAUACAGCUGGAAAUCAUUUCACUUUUCUUGCUGUAAAUUUUUUUAGUGGGUUUGUGACAGUAUAAAUUUUCUUGCUAGAUGCUAAUGAUACAUUGUAUUAUCUGUAUUAGGAAUUAAAUAUUUAAUAGGAAUAGUGAAUAAAUUGAUCUGCUCUCAUGCUGUUAUCUAAGAUCUUAUGCUACCAUUACAUUCCUUUCUGUAGUCGUAUCUCAUAUUUGAAAGGUCUCAUGUUGUAAAUAUUUGACUUGCUGUAAAAUUAUACAAGAUAAAAAAUGUAGAGUUUUAUUUUUCUUCAUCUAGAAUGCACAGAAUAACUGCGUAAGGAAUGGGUGCAUAGGGCUUCUUUUCCUUUUAAAUUUGUACUGCUAAAUACACCAAGGAAAUUGACAUCAAAACCAAAUUCAAGGACUUCCACAGACAUUUCAGGUCAAUUUUAGUUCCAAACCGAAGAAAUCUUUUAAAAGUUCUUAUAUAGCCCAGUUUUCUUUUCUUGAUGAAAUGUUAACUAGACACCUGGUUAGUCAGCUUUUAUUUUGACCCCACAGUUUUUUUUUUGAGACGGAUUCUCACUCUGUUGCCCAGGUUGGAGUGCAAUGGUGUGAUCUCGGCUUACUGCAACCUACGCCUCCUGGGUUCAAGCGAUUCUCCUGCCUCACCUUCCUGAGUAGCUGAGAUUACAGGCGCCUGCCACCACGCCCCGCUAAUUUUUGCAUUUUUAGUAGGGACAGGGUUUCACCAUGCUGGCCAGGCUGGUCUCGAACUCCCGACCUCAGGUGAUCCGCCUGCCUCGGCCUCCCAAAGUGCUGGGAUUACAGGGGUGAGCCACCGUGCCCGGGCCCCACACUUUGUUUUUAUGUUAGGGCAGUUGGAGGAACUGAACUUUGAUCCUGAUCCUUUAUAUACUCCCAUGGUGAAACUUGAGCCCAUUUUACUUAACACAAUAUAUCCGUGCAUUAGGAAAACUUGGUAGAGAAGAUUAUAUGCAGAUAUAAAAUAUCUAAACUCAUUUGUUAUGAACCAACGAUAAUGAGGGAAAACUUGGACAUCCACAUACAGAUUUUCUUGAAUUAAAGAAAAAAACCAGACACUGACAAAGGAGAGCUGAACUGAUAAAUGGUACCCUGAAAACUGCAGAAAUGAGGGAAAGAGGCAGUGGGCCACAAAGAACUUUGUCCUUUUCAGAGAUCCCCAGAGAAGCCCUGCCCCCUUCCCCCCACCCCCUGACAGAAUGUUGUGUUUCAAAGAAUGAGCAGAUUAAUGGAUAUCAAGUUGUGUGGCCUGAGCUGAGGAUAAAGAAUAAUUUGCCUGAGGAGUUACAGUACUGGCUGGAUCACUACAGGCCUUCUACUUGGAAUAUCUUCCCAUGAAAGUAAAAGGAAUAUAACUAAGGAAGAUUAAAGUUGUUGCUGUUGGAAGGAAGACAUACUAAAGAAACUGCCGAAGGCCAGGAGAGAAGCAGGAAGAGAAACACGGCUUGAAGUUCUGUAAGAAUCAGAGUUGGGCAAGAACUGCCAAUAAGGGAGCCAGCGUAGAUCUGAGUACUAAACACCUGAGCCUCCGAGGGUUUGUGUGCGAGGGAGAGCUCUGCUGAUGGACAUAGGCCCAGAAUCAUUAACUGAUUUAUUUGGGCCAUGUCACUGGUGGCAUUAUUAAAAGACUCUGCCAACAUCCUGCUUUAUGGAAAAACCAAGUGGCCUUGGAAGAGGCUAAGAUAAAGUUUCAAACUUGGGCUCCACAGAAGUGGAACUUAAGGCUGGGGCUAGUACCAGGACCUUCAUGUAUCAGGUUAGAGAUUUUGAUGCUUUUGGUGAUUUUUGUGCCAAGCAUGUACUGUCACCUGGGAUCAAUCUAUUACUCUUUCUAUGAAAUAAUUAUUCCAAAGAGGCUGACAGUCCAGGGAGGAGAUAGCCCAGUGGAAGGACUGUCCUACUUGUUACUUAUGCAAGGCCAGAAGCACCUGGUUCAUCUGAAGGUGAAGAGAAACCAUUUUGUGAAUAACUUUCCAGUCUACAGUUACCACAAUGGCCUCCUGGGGCAAGAAUCGCCUUUCAUCUCACAUGACUGCCACUAUGAAGGCUACAUAGAAGGAGUGUCAGGUUCUUUUGUUUCUGUCAACAUCUGUGCAGGUCUCAGGGGCACAUCCUCCUGAUUAAGGAGGAAAAAUCUUACAGCAUUGAGCCCAUGGACUCUUCAAGACGGUUUGAACAUGUGUUAUACACCAUGGCACAUCAAGCGUGAGUCUCCUGUGGUGUCUACUAGCUGGCAACAAGGGAGCAGGAAGCCUCAUGAUCUACAGGCACUGUCCUACUUGUGGUCACACAAAAAGUACGUGGAGAUGUUUGUCGUGGUCAACAACCAGCGGUUCCAGAUGUGGGGCAGUAACGUCAAUGAGACGGUCCAGACAGUAGUGGAUGUCAUUGCUCUGGCCAACAGCUUCACUAGGGGAAUAAACACAGAGGUGGUGCUGGCUGGAAUGGAGAUUUGGACCGAGGGGGACCUAAUAGAUGUCACAGUGGACUUGCAAAUCACACUCAGGAAUUUCAAUCACUGGAGACAAGAGAUGCUCUUCCAUCGUGCAAAACACGAUGUUGCCCACAUGAUCGUUGGGCAUCACCCUGGACAGAAUAUGGGCCAGGCCUUUCUCAGUGGUGCCUGCUCAAGCGGUUUUGCGGCAGCUGUUGAAUCCUUCCAUCAUGAAGAUGUGCUGUUGUUUGCAGCCCUGAUGGCCCAUGAGCUCGGGCACAACCUGGGUAUUCAGCACGACCACUCGGCCUGCUUUUGUAAAGAUAAGCACUUUUGCCUCAUGCAUGAAAAUAUCACAAAAGAAAGUGGCUUCAGCAGCUGCAGCUCUGACUACUUCUACCAGUUCCUUCGAGAACACAAAGGGGCCUGCCUAUUUAACAAGCCACGGCCCAGGGGCCGCAAGCGUAGGGAUUCUGCCUGUGGAAAUGGUGUGGUGGAGGACACGGAGCAGUGUGACUGUGGUUCUCUAUGUCAGCAUCAUGCAUGCUGUGAUGAAAACUGUAUACUGAAGGCGAAAGCAGAGUGCAGUGAUGGUCCAUGUUGUCAUAAGUGUAAAUUUCACCGUAAGGGAUAUCCUUGCUGUCCUUCUAGUCGUUCCUGUGAUCUCCCAGAAUUUUGCAAUGGUACAUCUGCAUUAUGCCCCAACAACAGGCAUAAGCAAGAUGGCUCAAAAUGUCAUACAAUUUACGAGUGCCUUAAAGUUCAUUGUAUGGACCCUAAUAAUCAGUGCUUACAAUUAUAUGGAUAUGGUGCAAAAUCAGCCUCACAAGAGUGUUACAAUUCAAUGAACAGCAAAGGGGACCAAUUUGGAAACUGUGGCAUUUCUACCAGUCCUGGGUCACAAUAUGUUCGGUGUUCAGAUGGUAAUAUAUUUUGUGGGAAACUUAUAUGUUCAGGUAUUACAGGCUUACCAAAAAUCAAUCUCCAACAUACAAUGAUUCAGGUCCCUCAGGGAGAUGGCUCAUGUUGGAGCAUGGAUGCCUAUAUGAGUACUGACAUUCCUGAUGAAGGAGAUGUGCACAAUGGCACUUACUGUGCACCAAACAAAGUCUGCCUGAAUUCCGCCUGCACAGAUAAAACCCCAGUGAUUUCUGCCUGCAACCCAGAAAAAACGUGUAAUGGGAAGGGAGUUUGUAAUGAUUUAGGGCACUGCCACUGUAAUGAAGGGCAUGCCCCCCCUGACUGUGUUACUGCAGGAAGUGGAGGUAGUGUGGACAGUGGCCCUCCUGGUAAGCUAGGUGGGACACCUUCAGGAGAAGGUGAAAAUCACAAUAUGACUCAUUCCAGACGUGAAGAACAUGCUGUAGACAUGAUGAUAUUAUCAUUCAUUAUACUUUUUAUAAUAUUAUUAUUAAGUACAAUUAUUUGAUCUGCUUGCUUAAAAAAUCACCAGAGGCUGCCCCGGCAGAAGCUCCUCCAGCAGUGGCUCCACCACCGGCCCCAGAAAUAAAGCCAGAAGCAGCAGAAGUGGCCACAGAAGAAAAAGAAGAGAAGGAGGAAGAAAAAGAAGAGGAGGAGGAGGAAGAAGAGGAGGAAGAAUCAGAUUCCUAAGGUUAGAAAUAGGGAGAUGAAGCCAAGUAUAUCAAACUCCUCAAGUACUGAGUGGGAAUGAGAUGUUUGGUGAAGUAGAAAUAGAUAGCUUUAGUGGCUCUGACUCAGAUAUACUGAUGUAGAAGGAAGGAUUCUUUCACUUUUAUUAUUUAUUUUGGUAAUUAAAUUUACAUUAAUUUAAUAUGUUAAAUAUUUUAGUACCUUUUGCUUUUUCACAUUUCAUUUGAACCAUUAACAUGCAUCUUUGGACAUCAAUGUCCUUGUCUUUUUGGCCCAAUUGUUUUAGUCACCAGAAACUUUUUCAGGACAUGCUAUCUUCUAUUUGUUUGACAUACAGAAUCAUAUGUACCUGAAUUUAUUACUAACUCUGGGAUUUUCAUUUUAAGUAACAACUACCUAUUAUGUGAGGACAGUUGUUUAUGUGAUUGGUUGUUCUAACUUGCCCUAUAAAUGUGCAUUCAUCAAAGGAGAAGUUUUUAAAUCCAAAAACAAAUAAAACCCGAUUCAUAUUAGACAA
Homo sapiens (human) is the source of this 11089-nucleotide messenger RNA. It is a transcript of the gene MAPKAPK5, whose product is annotated as MAPK activated protein kinase 5. The transcript is spliced from 14 exons. Gene Ontology annotation, cellular component: protein-containing complex; nucleus; cytoplasm. NCBI's taxonomy places the organism in Eukaryota, Metazoa, Chordata, Mammalia, Primates, Hominidae. Gene Ontology annotation, molecular function: mitogen-activated protein kinase binding; ATP binding; protein serine/threonine kinase activity. The record is from RefSeq and is marked reviewed. Bases 507 to 1928 code for a protein of 473 amino acids. Gene Ontology annotation, biological process: regulation of intracellular signal transduction; MAPK cascade; Ras protein signal transduction.